Messenger RNA from Lasiodiplodia theobromae, 1506 nucleotides. Its product is annotated as Benzoate 4-monooxygenase cytochrome p450. NCBI's taxonomy places the organism in Eukaryota, Fungi, Ascomycota, Dothideomycetes, Botryosphaeriales, Botryosphaeriaceae. The coding region runs from base 1 to 1506 and encodes 501 amino acids. The record is from RefSeq and is a predicted model, not a curated record. The transcript has 9 exons. Gene Ontology annotation, molecular function: iron ion binding; oxidoreductase activity, acting on paired donors, with incorporation or reduction of molecular oxygen; heme binding.
AUGGAUUCGAGCCUGGUCUCUGUCGCUCUCGGCUCGGCCCCGCGCCUACUGCUUGUAUUCGCAGUUGCUGUUCUUGUCUUCUACCUUGGCCUGGCCAUACGGAGGCUCUGGUUUCACCCCCUUGCAAAGUACCCCGGACCCCGUCUGGCUGCAAUCACCAAUGUUCCGUAUUCAAUAGACUAUCUGAGCGGGAGGCAGCCCUAUCGCCUCCUGAAGCUGCAUAAAAAAUACGGCCCCAUCGUCCGCAUUGCGCCGAACGAGCUGUCCUUCAGCACAGCGCAGUCAUGGAAAGACAUCUAUGGCCCACGCAAGGGACACCACCCCUUCGUCAAAGCCCCCUUCUACGAUGGAAACAUGUUCUCCGACAUGGCCCACUCCAUAGCAAGCGAAUGUGACCCUGCGAAACAUGCAGUGAUGCGGAAGUAUCUUGCCAACGCCUUUACUGAACGGUCCCUGCGAGAGCAGGAGGCCAUCAUCGGCGGGCACGUUGACGCCUUCAUCUCCAAAAUUGGAGAGCUGGGGUCAGCCAAGGAGGGCAUUGACCUCACUCGCUGGUUCCACUUGCUCACUUUGGACAUCAUCGGAGACUUGGCCUUCGGCCAAUCAUUCGGAGGCAUUGAAUCCGGAAAGACGAACAGCUGGAUUGAAGCCGUCAUUGGGAGCAUGGGGCAGUUUGAGUUGGCCGACACUUUCGGGCGUUUCCCUUGGGUUGGUAAGGCUUUGAUAACACUGAACCGGGGCGCCGUCGAUAAGCUUCUCGCUUCCGCAAGGGAGCACCAAGCGUACACUGUCGACCUUAUCAAGAAGAGGCUUGCACGCGAUACGGGCCGCAAAGACUUCAUCACCUGUCUUCUGGAGGGCGGCGAAGGGCAGAACCAGAUGUCUGAAAUUGAGUUGGCGGCUCAUUCUUCCGAUUUUGUCAUUGCUGGAAGUGAGACGACCGCUACAACGCUGGCGGUGGUGGUUUUCUACCUCUGCAAGGACCCAUCUCUCAUGGAAGAACUCCAACGAGAGGUCCGCAGCUCCUUUGAUAGCUACGAGUCUAUCAAUUCAACGAACACGGCUAGGCUGCGUUAUCUUCAUGCUGUCUGUCAAGAAGCCCUGCGGAUUUGUCCGCCAGUCCCACUCGGCCUUCCUAGAAUAGUGCCUCCGGGCGGGGACACGGUCGACGGGCAGUUCCUCCCUCAGGGUACUGUCGUUUCGACCCACCCCCUUGCAGCCACCCUGUCCGAGACCAACUUUGCCGAUCCAUGGAAGUUCGACCCGCAGAGGUGGCUCUCGCCAGAUAACCGAGAUUGCUUGGACGCCAGCCAGCCGUUUUCACUAGGCACGCGUGUCUGCAUAGGAAGAGCGCUCGGUCUCCUGGAGCUCCGCACCGUCUUGUCGAAGAUGCUUUUCAAGUAUAGCCUCAGCCUGGUAGAUCCAACUCUCAACUGGCACAAGGACGUGGAAAUGCACGUUCUCUGGAAAAAGCCGUCAAUGAGGGUCAAAGUUGAGCCGAUUUAA